Molecule: messenger RNA, 1775 nt
Organism: Tripterygium wilfordii
Lineage: Eukaryota; Viridiplantae; Streptophyta; Magnoliopsida; Celastrales; Celastraceae
Product: gibberellin 20 oxidase 2-like
Exons: 3
Coding region: 386-1525 (379 amino acids)
Biological process (GO): response to light stimulus; unidimensional cell growth; gibberellin biosynthetic process
Molecular function (GO): gibberellin 20-oxidase activity
Source: RefSeq, a predicted model, not a curated record
CACGGAAAUAUUGUGGACGAGAGUUGUUCACUUUUUUUUUUAACUUUAUGUAGAAAACACCAAUUUUCAUUGGCAAAAGGUUUCCUAGCAGCCAAUAUAAGGGACAACAAUGGUAACCUUGGACUACAAGCCAAAUUUCCCAUCUGAACAACUCUCAAACUGCAAUUAAUUUCAUCUUGAAGGUCCUUCCUUGGCAAAAUUUUUUUUUGUAACGGACAGAGAGCUAUAAGACGCCAAUUUCCUUCACCGAUCUCCCCAAAGAGAGCGGUCUUGGCUUUUCUUUUAUCGCACCUCUCAUACUUAUAUUCCACUCCCUCCUCUUAACUUCACAUAAUUACUCUUUCAAAUCCUCUCUAAGAGAACAUAUCAAACACCUUGUAAUGCAAUGGCAAUUCACUGCAUCACAAGCCUUCCAUCCAUGCCUCAUCACUACACAAAAGAAGAAUGCAGAGACGAUCAGAAACCAGUAGUUUUCGAUGCCAAAGUACUUCGGUACCAAACAAACAUUCCCCAACAGUUCAUAUGGCCUGAAGAUGAAAAGCCUUGCAAUGCACCAGACCUUCAAGUUCCUCUGGUAGACUUAAGUGGUUUCCUCUCUGGUGACUCUGCUUCAACAAUGGAAGCUUCAAGACUCAUUGGUGAGGCUUGUAAGAAGCACGGUUUCUUUCUUGUCGCAAACCAUGGAGUCAACAAGACGCUGAUUAACGAUGCUCACAACUACAUGGACUACUUCUUUGAAUUGCCUCUUGUAGAAAAACAAAGGGCUCAAAGAAAACACGGAGAGCACUGCGGUUACGCCAGUAGCUUCACUGGCAGGUUUUCUUCUAAGCUUCCAUGGAAAGAAACACUUUCUUUUCGCUAUUCAGCAGAGGAAAGCGAAUCGAAUGUUGUCCAAGACUACUUUGCGAAUUCAAUGGGUGAAGAUUUCGCACAAUUGGGAAAGGCUUACCAGGAAUAUUGUGAGGCCAUGAGCACUCUGUCUUUAGGGAUCAUGGAGCUACUAGGAAUCAGCCUUGGCGUGGGCAGAGAAUACUUCAAGGAGUUUUUCCAAGAUAACGAUUCGAUAACAAGGCUGAAUUACUACCCACCAUGCCAAAGUCCAGACCUGACUUUAGGGACAGGUCAUCAUUGUGAUCCAACUUCCUUAACCAUUCUUCAUCAAGACCAAGUGGGUGGCCUUCAAGUGUUUGUAGACAAUGAAUGGCGUUCCAUUAGCCCAAAUCUCAAUGUUUUUGUCGUCAACAUUGGCAACACUUUCACGGCUCUUUCAAAUGGGAUAUACAAGAGUUGCUUGCACAGAGCAGUUGUGAACAGCCAUAUUAGACGGAAAUCGCUUGCUUUCUUUCUGUGUCCAAGAGGGGAUAAGGUUAUAACCCCGCCAAAUGAAUUGGUGGACAAAUACAAUCCAAGGAUGUAUCCGGAUUUUACAUGGCUAAUGCUGCUAGAAUUUACACAAAAGCACUACAGAGCUGACGUGAAGACACUUGAAGCCUUUACAAAUUGGCUUCAACAGAGAAGCAGCUGAAGAUGAUUUUUUUUUUGUUGGUUAAAGUUAAUGUGAGGUUUCUGACGGACUUGUUUGGCAAGUUCAAUUUAUGCCAUAGAAGGCAACAUUUUGUGAGAGCAGAGCACUUGGAAAUUGAGGGUUUAUUGAAACAGAGCAUAUUUCUUAGGAGACGGUCCACGAGAAUAAAUCUAUGUAGGUCUUCGGUCGAAAACGAAUAAUUUCACUUUGAUGUGUUUGGGCUGAAUUUUCUAAUAUAAAAAAAGUUCUC